CUGCAGCGACUCCGCAGGGACCGCGCUCCCGCGCUGCUGCUCCGGCCGCCCGGCAGCUCUGAGGAUGGAGAGGAGGGCGCGAAGCUCCUCCAGGGAGGCCCGCGGGCGAGGUGGCAGCGCCCCGAACAAGGAGAACAAGAGGGCCAAGGCCGAGUGGGGCAGCGGAGGCCGCGGACGCCGGGAGGCUGGGCCCGAGCGGUCGGGCUCUGGACGGGCGGGGACCGCAGGGGAGCCCCGAGCGCCUGCCGCCACUGUGGUGGACGUGGAUGAGGUCCGGGGCUCCGGCGAGGAGGGCACCGAGGUGGUGGCGCUGCUGGAGAGCGAGCGGCCAGAGGAAGGUACCAAAUCCUCUGGCUUAGGGGCCUGUGAGUGGCUUCUUGUCUUCAUUUCUCUGCUCUUCGUCAUCAUGACCUUCCCUUUUUCCAUCUGGUUCUGCAUAAAGGUUGUACAAGAGCAUGAGAGAGUAAUUAUAUUCCGACUGGGACAUCUGCUUCCUGGAAGAGCCAAAGGCCCUGGUCUCUUCUUUUUUUUGCCCUGCCUGGAUACCUACCACAAGGUUGACCUUCGUCUCCAAACUCUGGAGAUACCUUUUCAUGAGAUCGUGACCAAAGACAUGUUUAUAAUGGAGAUAGAUGCCAUUUGCUACUACCGAAUGGAAAAUGCCUCUCUUCUCCUAAGGAGUCUUGCUCGUGUAUCUAAAGCUGUGCAAUUCCUUGUACAAACCACCAUGAAGCGUCUCCUAGCACAUCGAUCCCUCACUGAAAUUCUUCUAGAGAGGAAGAGCAUCGCCCAAGAUGCAAAGGUUGCCUUGGAUUCAGUGACCUGUAUUUGGGGAAUUAAAGUGGAGAGAAUAGAAAUUAAAGAUGUGAGGUUGCCAGCUGGGCUUCAGCACUCACUGGCUGUGGAGGCCGAAGCGCAAAGGCAGGCCAAAGUGCGGAUGAUCGCUGCUGAAGGGGAAAAGGCUGCCUCCGAGUCCCUGAGGAUGGCAGCUGAGAUUCUGUCAGGCACGCCUGCUGCUGUUCAGCUUCGAUACCUCCACACCCUUCAGUCUUUGUCCACAGAGAAGCCUUCCACUGUGGUUUUGCCUUUGCCAUUUGACCUACUGAAUUGCCUGUCUUCUCCCAGCAGCAGGACUCAGGGAAGCCUCCCCUUCCCAAGUCCUUCCAAACCUGUUGAACCACUAAAUCCUAAAAAGAAAGACUCUCCCAUGUUAUAGGAAGGAUGAGGCAUUAUGUGGCCUGCCAUGGAAAAGCCACUUUCCUGAAGGAGGCCCUCUGUCCUCAUUCCCUGCCCUUCCUUUGGUUGCCAUAUGGAAUGGCCACGGAAUGCACAAAGUCACAAUGCAGCACCAUCCAUGAGAAGACAGUGAAAUGAUGUCAUGACAGAGAAGGCAAACAAGUUUCAGCGACUCAUCUAACCAGAGCAAUUAUGGGAAACAGCUUUGGUCAACAUUUGACUGUGGAAAGAAUUUUGAGUCUAGAUGUGGUUACAUUUUGACUUCUGGGGAACUUAGUUCAGAUGUCCUUUUCACUGUAUGUCCUCUGGCCCCUUUGGCAAGGUUGCUGCAGCGCCCACAGCCCUUCCUACAAGUGCCUAUCAUUGUGCUUGUCACACUAUUGCUCUUCUGACCUGAAGAUGGGGUCUCCUCUCCAGUGAUACUACCAGUUCUUCAAAGGCACGUCUUAGUUAUCCUCAACCACACUCCAUCUUUUUGCUCUACCCUGAAUUACUCACACUUAACCCUGAUAGUUACCUAAAGUGAAUGCUUAAAUAUUUCAGAGUGAAUGAAAAAAGAGAGAUGUACUUGGAGCCAGAUAUAGAAUGUAUCCCUAAUUAAAGCAUUUAAAAGGAA
This is a messenger RNA of Cebus imitator (Panamanian white-faced capuchin), 1852 nucleotides long. It is a transcript of the gene NPHS2, whose product is annotated as NPHS2 stomatin family member, podocin. NCBI's taxonomy places the organism in Eukaryota, Metazoa, Chordata, Mammalia, Primates, Cebidae. The transcript has 8 exons. The record is from RefSeq and is a predicted model, not a curated record. The coding region runs from base 65 to 1216 and encodes 383 amino acids. Gene Ontology annotation, cellular component: plasma membrane.